Puntigrus tetrazona (Sumatra barb) is the source of this 2607-nucleotide messenger RNA. It is a transcript of the gene kri1, whose product is annotated as KRI1 homolog. Lineage: Eukaryota; Metazoa; Chordata; Actinopteri; Cypriniformes; Cyprinidae. Gene Ontology annotation, biological process: endonucleolytic cleavage in ITS1 to separate SSU-rRNA from 5.8S rRNA and LSU-rRNA from tricistronic rRNA transcript (SSU-rRNA, 5.8S rRNA, LSU-rRNA). The coding region runs from base 118 to 2403 and encodes 761 amino acids. The record is from RefSeq and is a predicted model, not a curated record. Gene Ontology annotation, cellular component: 90S preribosome; nucleolus. The transcript has 20 exons.
UAGCCUUAACUGCAGAUUCAAAGAAAGGAGGUCGGAGACAAAUCAACACUGAACUGUGAAGGGGAACAUGAAAGCAGUGAAUAAUAGGUCGCGCUUUCUGUCCAGUUGUAAACGAUCAUGUCGAGCCUCAAGAUUAACGCGAAGUUUGCAGAAAAAUACGAGAAAUAUCGUCAGAAAGAAGAACUACAGAGACUGAAGGAUCGCUACGGAGACCGAGAUGAGACAAACUCCUCAGACGACUCGGACUCGGACUCGGACGAGAGCGAAGUGGAGCUGGACCCGAAGCUGGACAGGGAUUUUUACAGAACGCUGUCACUGCUGAAGAAGAAGGAUCCAAAGAUCUACCAGAAAGAUGCCACGUUCUACACAGAACAGACAGCUUCUGGAUCGGGCAGCGACGACCAGCCGUCCACUUCUAAAAAGUCGGAGAAGCCCAUGUUCCUGAAGGACUACGAGAGGAAAGUCAUCCUGGAGAGAGGAGGAAAAUAUGAUGAUUAUGAUGAGGAUGACAGCGCUGAUGAAGAAGUCUCCAGAAAUAUGCAGAAGAGAGCUGAAUCUCCCACCUACAUCCAGGAACAGAACGAACUGCUGGAAAGUUUUCGAAAGUUCGUGGAAGACAGCGAUGAAGAGGACAGCGAUGGAGGCGAACAGCUGCUGACACGGAGGAACAAAACGCAACAGGAGAAGGACAAAGAGGAAGCUGACUAUGUGGAAUGGCUGAAGGGUCAGGCGGAGCUGCAGGGGGAAGAGGACGUCAAGGACAUGAAAUACCUGCACGACUACUGGAACAACCCCGAGCUGGACGAGAGAGAGUCUUUCCUGCGAGAUUACGUGCUCAACAAGGGCUACCUGGAGGAGGAGGAGGAAAACAGGAUCCCCACCUAUAAUGAGCUGAUGCAGGAUGACGUGGAUGACUCCGAGGAAGAAGGAGAAUCAUUUCUGCAUAAGCAGGAAGACUUUGAGAGGCAUUACAACUUCCGCUUUGAGGAGCCUGAUGCCGGGAAGGUCAAAACGUAUCCUCGCAACAUCGCCACAUCUGUCCGAAGCAAAGACGACAGAAGAAAGAGGAAGAGGGAGGAGGUGAAGGACAGGAAGAAAAAGGAGAAGGAACAGAAGCAGCAGCAGCUGAAGGAACUGAAGAACCUGAAGCGAGCAGAAAUCAUGGACAAACUGAAAAAAAUACAGGAGCUGACAGGAAACGAGAAGCUGGCGUUCAAUGACGCCGACCUGGAGGGAGACUUUGACCCCCAGCAACAUGACCAGCUCAUGGAGAAGUUCUUCGGGGAUGAAUACUAUGGAGAGAACGAGGACGAGAAACCACAGUUUGAAGACGACGAUGAUUUAGCAGAAAACUGGAACUGGGAUACCUGGGUCGGUAACGAAGAAAAGGAGGAUGAGUAUAGAGAUGAAGAAGAAAAUGCUGUGGAGGAAAACUAUGAGCCCAACUGUGAAGAUCCUGAUUUUAUAAUGGAUGCUGACUAUGACCCGAGUCAACAGCCUGUUUCUAAAAAGAAGAGGAAGAAGGAUAAAUGGGAGAAGAAAAAGAUGACCAAAGAGGACGCCCCUCUAAUGGGAAAAAAGAGAAAGAAGUCCCACUUUGCAGAGAUCAUCACCAAAAACAAGCCAGUCUUUGAUCCGAAGGAGAAAAGCUUUGAGCAGUACCUGGACGAGUACUAUAAACUGGAUUAUGAGGACGUCAUUGAUGACUUGCCAUGCCGAUUUCGCUAUAGAGAAGUUGUACCGAAUGACUUCGGUCUGACCACGGAUGAGAUCCUGAAAGCAGAAGAAAGCGAGUUGAACCGCUGGUGCUCUUUGAGGAAGACCUGCAUGUACAGGUCAGAGAAGGAUGAGCUGUGUGACGUGAAGAACUUCCAGAUCAAAGCACGGAUGAACAAGAAGAAAGAGCAAGUGUUUGUGUCUUUGUAUAAAGAAAACGAAGAUGAGGAGGAGCCCAAGGGGAAGAAGAGAAGGAACCGUCUAAAGAAGUCUGAGGGUAAUGUGGAGAAGAGCGAUCUCGAAGAAGAUGCAUCUGAAAGCGCUGUAGUGGACGGCUUAGGCCAAACAGACCCCCUGGAGUCUGUACAGGAUGAAGGGGAGGAUGAAGAGGAGUUCCUGGUCCCUAAGAAAAAGAUCAAGCAGGAGGAGACCGCUGUAACUCCGAAAAAGGAGCAGGCCAAGGAGAGGACUGAAAAAACUGAAUGGCAUAAAAAGAAAAUGCAGCGCAGAGGUGGACGCCUGCUGAGCAGGCCCGCGGCAGUGAAGAUGGCUGGAAAACUGUUCAGCAAGAAGAGACUCCAGGCCUACGGGCUGAAUGCAAGCAAACUCUACUUCAGAGAGCUCUACAGACAGAAGAACGCAGAGGGAGGGAAAAGGGAAAAUCAGCAGAAAAAGAGAAAACGGUGAUUCUUGAAGUAACCCAUUUGGAGUUUGUGUCUGGCAUAUGGAGCAUUUUUUCAUGAGGGACCAGAAACCACGAAAUAAUAGCUUUCUUAUUUACUAUUGCAUAACUUGAAUCUGGAGAGUUUUUGCUUUUGCUUCAUUAUUGUUUCAUGAAUAUAAAUUUUAUCUGUGUUCUUAAAUAAAAAGAGGAGUCCUAGUAGAAAUAAA